GCAAACACUGAAGAAUUAUUACAGUUUUCAUAGUACAACCGGGAAGACUUUUUAUUUUAUUAUUUUAUUCCUCCCACUACUCCCACCUAUUUCCACUCACACGUUACUUUUGUCUUCCACCCAUCCACCACCUAUCUCCACUUUACAACACUAAAAAUUAGCUAAAUUCCCAUCCACCACCUACUCCCACCCUGUACUUACUCUCUUUCCAGCUUUAAACCAUGAUGGAAAGCAAAUAUUGUAGUCAUGUUUCCACUCUUCUCCUACGCCAAUAAUUCACAAGUCACCAACCUCAACAUAUACUCCUUCAAAGAGUUCAAGUUUAGCCAAGAACAACAGGAAGCACUAACAACAGCCAAGUUCCCUUAUCUUAUUUUACUCACUCCUCUAGUUCCAACAAACUCAAAGAAAUCAAAGUGCAGAGCACAACCAUAUUGCGAAUGGAUCAAACUGCCACAAAACUCAGAUUUCAGCAACUCAAACCAGAGGCUUUGUGGACCAAGGGGAUUAGCACUGCUUCCCAAGACAGGUUAUGUGAUUAUGAUCUUCAGGCUUUGCCUAUCCAGGUUGAGCAGUUGAUGGAAUGGAAUGAUGUUGAGCGGGUGUUCCUUUGACAUUUCAAGAAAUGUAACCUUGAGUAUACAUCUUCAUAUGUAUAUCUCACACGUUUUCCGCUGCAAAACACUUUGAUUAGGAUAACUUUAUGUUAUGAAAUUGUGACACGUGUUAUUGGGUAACCCACCUUAAUCAGUUCUCAUUUAUGUGUAUGUUUUAUAAGUAUCCAAAUAAUCAUAUAUGAUCCUAGCAUUUUAUCUAUGAGUGACAUUUCCAUAUACUUUAAUGUUAA
Molecule: messenger RNA, 847 nt
Organism: Salvia miltiorrhiza (redroot sage)
Lineage: Eukaryota; Viridiplantae; Streptophyta; Magnoliopsida; Lamiales; Lamiaceae
Exons: 3
Coding region: 247-579 (110 amino acids)
Source: RefSeq, a predicted model, not a curated record